AUGUCGUCCUGCAGCCGCGUGGCGCUGGUGACUGGAGCCAACAAGGGCAUCGGCUUCGCCAUCGCCCGCGAGCUGUGCCGGCAGUUCUCAGGGGACGUGGUGCUCACUGCGCGGGACGCGGCGCGGGGUCGAGCGGCCGUGCAGCAGCUGCAGGCAGAGGGCCUGAGCCCGCGCUUCCACCAGCUGGACAUCGACGACCUGCAGAGCAUCCGCGCCCUGCGCGAGUUCCUGCGCCGCGAGUACGGGGGACUAAACGUGCUGGUCAACAACGCAGGCAUCGCCUUCAAGUUGGAUGAUCCAACGCCCUUUGACAUUCAAGCUGAGAUGACACUGAAGACGAACUUUUUUGCCACGAGAAAUGUCUGCACUGAAUUACUGCCAAUAAUAAAACCUCAUGGCCGCGUGGUGAAUAUCAGUAGCUUACAGGGUUCCAAAGCGCUGGAGAACUGCAGUGAAGACCUGCAGGAGAAGUUCCGAUGUGAGACGCUCACGGAGGAGGACCUGGUAGACCUCAUGAAGAAGUUUGUGGAGGAUACAAAAAAUGAAGUGCAUGAGAGGGAAGGCUGGCCCAGCUCAGCCUACGGUGUGUCUAAGCUGGGAGUAACAGUUUUAUCACGAAUCCAGGCAAGGAAACUGGAUGAGAAGAGAAAAGCCGAUAGGAUUCUGCUGAACGCUUGCUGCCCUGGCUGGGUAAAGACUGACAUGGCUGGGGAUUAUGGCUCCAGAACUGUAGAGGAGGGGGCCGAGACUCCUGUCUACUUGGCCCUCCUGCCCCCAGAUGCUACUGAGCCUCAUGGCCAGCUGGUCCGAGACAAAGUAGUCCAAGACUGGUGA
Orycteropus afer afer is the source of this 834-nucleotide messenger RNA. RefSeq names its product carbonyl reductase [NADPH] 3. The transcript has 3 exons. The record is from RefSeq and is a predicted model, not a curated record. NCBI's taxonomy places the organism in Eukaryota, Metazoa, Chordata, Mammalia, Tubulidentata, Orycteropodidae. Bases 1 to 834 code for a protein of 277 amino acids. Gene Ontology annotation, molecular function: carbonyl reductase (NADPH) activity.